CAAGCGUUCACGGUAGAACCUCUGACCCUCUGUCUCCCCCUGCCCCCCAACUCUCUCUCUCUCUCUCUCUCUCUGUCUCUCUCUCUCUUUCUCUCAAGGUGUAGGAGCUCUCCUUUUCCAGACCAGAGAGGGGCGCCUUUCCUGUUCCCUUACCCCUCACCCACCGAUUUUUUUUUUUAAUGGGGGAAAAAAUCCUAGCCGCGAGUAAUGGCGAGUGGAUCUGCUCCGAGCUGAAUGAAUGGAAGCUGCGGGGCAGGCCUGCGCGGACGGCCACCCUGCCCACGAUGCGGUCCCCUCGCGGCCUGUAGGGCCCUCGCCAGCCCCUCGCCCUCCUCCCGCCCCGGGCAGAGGCCGCCGCCAGCUCCGCACCCGACGCCGAGGCCGCGGCGGCCGAGGGGAAGGUCGGAGGGAGGGUGGUUUCCUCCCGCCCCACACCCAGUCUCCGAGCCGGAUAUAUAGAGUGUCACGUUUGGGAGCCGAAAGACAAGAGCAGCUUCCUCGUGGCCGGAGCACUUCCCGGAGCCCCGGGGAAGGACCGGGAUUUAGAGGACCACUAGUUGAGCCCGCGCCGGAGGAGCAGGAACCUCUUUCCGAAGCUAUAAAAGACAAAGGGAAGAGCCAUGUCCAUGAUUGCAGAUUUCUAUGGUGGCAAGUCCAUUCUCAUUACUGGGGCCACAGGCUUCUUGGGCAAAGUGUUGAUGGAGAAGCUAUUUCGCACCAGCCCAGACCUGAGAGUCAUUUACAUCCUUGUGAGGCCCAAGGCUGGCCAGACCCUGCAGCAGAGGGUUUUCCAGAUCCUAAAUAGUAAGCUGUUUGAAAAAGUCAAAGAAGUUUGUCCAAAUGUGCAUGAGAAGAUCCGAGCUAUUUCUGCAGAUCUCAAUCAGAACGACUUUGCCAUCAGCAUGCAGGACAUGCAGGAGCUUCUUUCCUACACAGACAUCAUCUUCCACUGUGCGGCUACUGUGCGCUUUGAUGACCACCUGAGACAUGCUGUGCAGCUUAACGUCACUGCCACCCAGCAGCUCUUGCUCAUGGCCAGUCAGAUGCCAAACCUGAAAGCCUUCAUACACAUCUCUACUGCCUUUUCAAAUUGUAACCUGAAGCACAUUGAUGAAGUCAUCUAUCCAUGCCCUGUGGAGCCAAAAAAAAUCAUCGACUCCAUGGAGUGGUUAGACGAUGCUAUUAUUGAUGAGAUCACACCCAAGCUGAUCGGGGAUCGGCCCAAUACGUACACCUACACCAAGGCCUUGGGAGAGAUGGUGGUGCAGCAGGAGAGCGGCAAGCUCAAUCUUGCCAUCAUACGGCCCUCCAUCGUGGGAGCAACCUGGCAGGAGCCUUUCCCAGGUUGGGUUGAUAACGUAAAUGGACCUACCGGGCUCAUUGUUGCGGCUGGGAAGGGGUUUCUUCGGUCCAUAAGAGCUACUCCGAUGGCUGUGGCAGAUUUAAUUCCAGCAGAUAUAGUCGUCAAUCUCACCUUGGCUGUAGGAUGGUACACGGCAGUUCACAGACCUAAGUCAACAUUGAUCUACCACUGUACGUCUGGCAACCUCAAUCCCUGUAAUUGGGGCAAAAUGGGGAUCCAAGUUUUGGCAACCUUUGAAAAAAUCCCACUUGAGAGAGCUUUCAGGAGGCCAAAGGCUGACUUCACAACCAACAACGUCACAACCCAGUACUGGAAUGCAGUCAGCCACCGGGCCCCUGCCAUUAUCUAUGACUUCUACCUGCGGCUCACAGGAAGGAAGCCCAGGAUGACAAAACUCAUGAAUCGGCUUUUAAGAACCCUUUCCAUGCUGGAGUAUUUCAUCAACCGGAGUUGGGAAUGGAGCACAUAUAAUACAGAAAUGCUGAUGUCCAAGCUGAGUCCUGAAGACCAAAGAGUAUUCAACUUCGAUGUGCGCCAGUUGAAUUGGUUGGAAUACAUUGAAAAUUAUGUUUUAGGAGUUAAGAAGUACUUAUUGAAAGAGGAUAUGGCUGGGAUCCCAGAAGCAAAGCAACACUUAAAAAGGCUCCGAAAUAUUCACUACCUCUUUAAUACCGCCCUCUUCCUCAUCGCCUGGCGCCUUCUCAUUGCAAGAUCUCAGGUGGCUCGGAAUGUGUGGUUCUUCAUUGUGAGCUUUUGUUACAAAUUCCUCUCCUACUUUAGGGCAUCCAGCACACUCAAGGUCUGAGAACAUUUGGCGAUCUCCUUUUGUUUGGAACCUCUCAGAUACCUCUAAAACAGCAACUGUGUUCUCAAGAUUAGGUAGUAACAAAUAUGUCCAAGUCAUUACCUGUCAAAUGUGCUGUCAUGUAUUCAUCCUUAUUUCUUAACUAUACAUUUUUAUUUCAGUGAGAGAAGGAAAGUCAUAUCCUAGCCUAUAAUCAUACAUAUGUUAGGAAAACAUUGUUUCCUAACACUCUAUUCUAUGCUCUUGAAUAUAAAACACCAAAGUACACCCAUCUUCCCAUAGUUAGCUUUUUCCUCCUUGAGAGGACUAAUUUCAACUCAAUAAACAUGGAAGAAUACAUGGUAGAAGCUGAGCUAUGCUAAAGAAAGGCAGUUCUAACCUUUGAACCAUUCUAGUGUACUUAGUAUAAAGGUUUAAAAUCAAGGUAAGUAGAGGAAGGAAGGUCUCAACAUCUUCACAAAUGCUGUUAGAGAAAUAAUUCUCCACCGAGGUUUCUGCUUUCUUUUUGUGUUAUACCAUGGAGUCCUGGUUGAGGGCUGGGGGGAAUUUGAAAAGUGGGUUCACAUUUAACGUUUUCCUUAACUAUCCCCACUUCUGAAACCUAAAAAAAACCAAGAGGUGUAAAUAAUUAUGUAUAAAGUGAAGGCUCAAGCGUAUUUUCAUUGGGACUGUUUAUUAUGCUUUUAAGUAAAAAUUAGUUCCCGUAAUUUGAAUUUGACCUCUAUUAUUUCUAAAUCUUUUGAAUCACCAGUUUUCCUGAUAACCUCCUAAGGGUUUCCCUCUUCUUCACUAAAGUCUCCAAAUCCUUUAUAUUUAAGUUUAUAUUGCUCAGGCCUCGAUUAGAGAUUAGAGUGACUAAUGUUAGAGGAAGGUCCUAGGCUAGAAUCAUGUAAAAACCCAUUCCCCUGAUCUUUGCCAUUGAGGAAAGCAAAAUUUCAAAUACAAUUUUAAAUGCUAGUUUUAGCUUUUUCUGUAAGUGGGGAAGUUUACUCUUUCACCAGGAUUUGCUAGUAUCUUCAUCACUCCAGUUGCAGAGUGUUACCUGUAGAAUGUGCAGCAGAAGAGGACAGACUUCAUUAAGUGACUCUAAGUUUAGAGAACAGGUGUUUUGUUUGUUUAGAAAUAUUUUAUGUAUAAUGCAAAUGAGUAAAAAACUAAUCUCAAGAUCCUAUAUUAAUAUAACUGUUAUUCCAACUUUCCUCAUAUUUGAGAGAUGAGUGCACGUUGGAUUGCAGCAUCUCGUGUUAAAAACAUGGACUAUGAUUCAAAUACAGUACCUGGGGCCUAAGCAACUAAAAAGAAUCACAACUACUUGAAAAUCACAUGAGCAUAAGAUGUUAACGACAGUUAUAUUUAUGCUCACUUUCUGAGAUAACUGGUUAAUACUCAGAAAGGCACACUAGGUGGCCGAAGUAUACUAGGGCCAUGAGGAUGACUUCUAGCCCAAUAUUACUUGAGAUUUUUCUGAACCUCAUAAAGGGCAUUUGGUGGGGACGCUUCUGGGCAGUGUCUUUCCCAAUCUCAUCUAAGUUCUGGGAACUACUUCCCAGGGCAGACAACCCAGUUCUGAAACAAAGUACCUGGAUAUCUUCAGUUUGAGAUGUCUGUAUGACAUGUUUGAGUUACAUUGAUUAAGAUACAAACUGUAGAUAAUGAUAAAAAUGAAAUCAAGAUACAAUUCAAUGAAAUUGGACAAAACAUAAUAGUUCUAAGAAUUUACUAUCAUCUUUUGAUUAUUUUAUGUUUCACCAAUUCAAUAAAUUCCACUGAUCAAGUAUUCACAUUUUGACUUGAUUAAAUGAAAAUUUGAAUUAAAAAAUGGUUUCCUCUC
This is a messenger RNA of Orcinus orca (killer whale), 3999 nucleotides long. RefSeq names its product fatty acyl-CoA reductase 2 (gene FAR2). The coding region runs from base 621 to 2168 and encodes 515 amino acids. The record is from RefSeq and is a predicted model, not a curated record. Lineage: Eukaryota; Metazoa; Chordata; Mammalia; Artiodactyla; Delphinidae. Gene Ontology annotation, molecular function: alcohol-forming very long-chain fatty acyl-CoA reductase (NADP+) activity. Gene Ontology annotation, cellular component: peroxisome. The transcript is spliced from 12 exons. Gene Ontology annotation, biological process: long-chain fatty-acyl-CoA metabolic process.